Messenger RNA from Pelodiscus sinensis (Chinese soft-shelled turtle), 1372 nucleotides. It is a transcript of the gene RHBDD1, whose product is annotated as rhomboid domain containing 1. Gene Ontology annotation, biological process: cellular response to unfolded protein; negative regulation of apoptotic process. Lineage: Eukaryota; Metazoa; Chordata; Testudines; Trionychidae. The record is from RefSeq and is a predicted model, not a curated record. Gene Ontology annotation, cellular component: membrane; endoplasmic reticulum. Gene Ontology annotation, molecular function: serine-type endopeptidase activity.
CCUCCCCCCAUGCACGGGAUGUUUAGAGAACCGCUUGGCCCCAAUCCUCGGGCGAGCCGGGUAACACAAGUUUUACUGUCGUGUUUUUUUUUCUUUCAGAGUUUCCUACAUGUGUGUAUUUCUGGACUCCAACAAUAGAUGGGAAAUUGGAACACUCUUCUAAUAUCCCGGAAUAAGAAGCGAUUAUGCAGCGAAAUCGCAGAGGAGUAGAUGCUGGUCUUUUAUUGCUACUUGCUCAAGUAUUUCAAGUUGGGCUUGAAAACAUUCCACCUGUAACACUUGGGACCCUAGGACUGAAUGUUUUUCUGUUUUUGAAACCUCUGAAGCCACUGCCAAACGUGUGUAUCAGUGUAGACCAAGGUUACUACCAGAAAGACUGGCAGCGUUUGCUGCUUGCUCCAAUUCAUCAUGUAGAUGAUUGGCAUUUAUAUUUUAAUAUGGUCUCCUUGCUUUGGAAGGGGAUAAAGUUGGAACGUAAGCUUGGAAGCUUAUUUUUUGGGUAUAUAAUUGCAGUAUUUUCAGUGCUGAUUGGCAUUGUGUAUAUGGUGUUGGAAUUUGCACUUGCAGGACUUCUGAAUGACCCUUCCUACAGAGUAAAUUGUGCUGUAGGCUUUUCAGGAGUAUUAUUUGCUUUGAAAGUUCUUAGCAAUCAUCACCACCCAGGAAGGAUUAGCAACAUCAUGGGAAUUCGUGUAUCCAGCAAAUAUGCUUGUUGGCUGGAGCUUGUGGCCAUUCAUUUAUGUACUGCAGGGACUUCUUUUGCUGGGCAUCUAGCAGGUAUUCUUGUUGGACUGAUGUACACGCUGGGGCCUCUGAAGAUGCUCAUGAAAGCAACUGCAGGUGGCUUUUCCUAUUUUAAUGGUUCUGCAAGACAGAGAGACUACUACUCAGGGUUUUCUAGACACUCAAGUUACCCAUACAACACACGAGGGGAUUAUGAUAUGUACACUGGUGGUCUUACUGAAGAUGAACAGUUUGAAAUGGCACUGAGGAACAGUCUUCAUGACAGAGGUUUUAGUGCAGGAACUCAUAGCAGUGAGAGGCGCCCAUAUGGUUUUUGGUUUCCAUCUGAACAGCUAUCAGAAGAGGAAAUGAGAAGACAGAGACUUAAUAGAUUUGAGAGAUGGUGAAAUUGCACAGUUGUCUAUUGAAAAUAUGUAAAGUGCUCUUCAAAGAUGCCAAAACAUUUGCAGAUCUGUUCAUUUAUAAAGUUUCUACUUUGGUUCAGAACUAUUUAUGAUUGGCUGCACAAUUUAACAGCAAAGCGUGCCAAGGAUUUUGCAACGUAUAUCUGAAAAUCUAGGCUUAAAACAAGUGACCAAGAGCCAGAAUGUGAUCAGUGGCUGCCCUCCAUUUUGCUGUUCCUAAAAUA